AGCUCAACACCAACCGCAGAUUACACAUUCUGCUCUCACGCAGGGACGAAGGCAGAUAGGAGCAACGCGGGGGGAAACUGACGCGGUCUUUCUCCUGUACAGGCGACAGCCUUCGCGCGCAAUCAGCGCCAGGCAGAAGCGGACGAAGGAGGAGGAAGAGGAGGAGAGUCAAACCACACAUGCCACGUCUGGAUAUAUGCGUGCAGAUAUCACAUUUUCUAACCGCAAAGUCAAAGUAGAAGGUGUGAGCUGUUCGACUUCCGUGGUAGUCAAUCAGAUGCUGUGACACCUUUGCACACCUGUGGAUACAGCAAACGCCCGCUUGAUGGUCGGACACCAAUCUAUGCUUCAUAUAGGAUUCUCCAGUUGAUAAUCAUCCUGCGCACCAUGCUACUGAGCUUUCCCCUCUUGUUACUCCCGUUGCUGUGCGUCACCAGCUGUGCUGCGUCUUUCGUGCCUUGCGAGCCGUGUGACCAGAAGGCCCGUUCCAUGUGCCCCCCGAUGCCCUUGGGCUGCCAGGCGGUAAAGGAGCCCGGCUGCGGCUGCUGCCUGACGUGCGCGCUCGUGGACGGCCAGUCGUGCGGCGUGUACACGGGGCCGUGCACGCGCGGUCUGCGAUGUCUGCCCAAGAACGGCGAGGAGAAGCCUCUACACGCCCUCCUACACGGUCGAGGGGUGUGCAGAAACGAGAAGUUGUACAAACUGCUGCAUCCUUCGAAAGACACCAUGAUGCCCCAAACCAAGGUGCCCAUAUACGGACGAGACCAUAUUAGCAGUCGAAAAGCCCAGGCGAUGAAGCAGGCAAAGGACCGCAAAAAGCAGCUGGCCAGGGUGGGACCCAGCAGCCACUUGGAUUUCCCUCUGCACGGCCUGGAGAAAUUGGAGCUUGGGCCUUGUCGGAGACGUCUGGAUCACCUCAUUCAGAGCAUGAAGGACACAUCCCGGGUCUUGGCGCUGUCUUUGUAUAUCCCUAACUGUGACAAAAAAGGUUUCUUCAAGCGCAAACAGUGCAAGCCAUCACGUGGACGCAGGAGGGGGAUCUGCUGGUGCGUGGAUCGCUUCGGUGCCAAGAUCCCUGGCAUAAACCACGCCGGUGGAGACUUGCAGUGCAAAGACUUGGAUAGUAGUAGCAAUAGGAAUGAGUGAGCUUGAGUCCAGCUGUCACACAUACUGUACGCGAUGAGUGCCAACCAGCAGUCUGAUUUGUCACCAUGUGGUCAUGGUGAACUGUUCUUGUAUUAAAAGGGAAGCUGAAAUGCAUGCUCAUUGGUUAUACUGUUCAACUGUUCUAAAUGGGCUGUGUUCAUCCACUUAAUAUGAAGUAGGUUACAUUAUAUACAUAUAUAGCUCUGGAAAAAACAAAACACCAAAAGGACACUGGACCUUAUUGGGUAUUUUGAGUUUUGAAUUUUCUACAAAGAAAUGAAAAACUUUAUUUUUGUAAUUUGAUAGCCAUGUUGUCAGUAGUUUAUAGACGCUUAUAGAACAUAACAAAAAUUAUUAUUUUAAACAAACCUACCCAUAAAUACUAACAUCGCACAAAUGAGUAAUCUUGGUCCCCUAUUUUUUUUCCAGAGCUUUAUGGUGCAUCUCAAUAAAUUAGGCUGUUUUAAUAAUUAAAUGUCUUUCAUUUAUUUAAUUUAAAGAUUUUGUGCGCUUUUUUAAAUUUAGGCUUACAGCUUCCAAAUUAUAGGACACAGGAGGCAAUGUUUUUCAUCUAGAAUAAGGUGAUUCUUUUGAUGCAUUACACGCUUACGGUAAUCGUGACUAAAACUGCAUCAAAGCCGAAUGGCAUUGAUGGAAUUGCAGGUUACUUUGAUAGCUGUUUUCAACGAAAGUGUAACUGAGCUUCCACUUGGUGAUAUCUCUGUAGAUUCUCUAGUCUAGGGGGAUUGAGGUUUGGUGGUUUUGCGGCGCAAUCAAGCACGGUGAUAUAAUGGUUAUUUAACAAGCGUUUGGAAGUUUAGGCAGUGCUGGAGGGGUCCUACCCUUCUAGCGGUCCUAGUGAAUGAAAUCAAUAUCACCAUAAAGCAGUUCAGCAAAAGAUGGCGGGAAGUGGUUGAAAAUAAAUAAAGUUUUCCACCAUAUUCAAAUUUAUUGAGAUGCACCUACCGUGUACGUAUUGUGCAUUUAGUCUGUUUAAGAUACCAUUUUUUUAUGUGACUUGGAGCUAACAUCCAAGUUUCUGCUCUUGUGAAAGGAUUUGUGGCAUAUUUUUAAUGAC
Molecule: messenger RNA, 2224 nt
Organism: Corythoichthys intestinalis (scribbled pipefish)
Lineage: Eukaryota; Metazoa; Chordata; Actinopteri; Syngnathiformes; Syngnathidae
Product: insulin-like growth factor-binding protein 5
Exons: 4
Coding region: 388-1146 (252 amino acids)
Biological process (GO): regulation of insulin-like growth factor receptor signaling pathway
Cellular component (GO): extracellular region
Molecular function (GO): insulin-like growth factor II binding; insulin-like growth factor I binding; fibronectin binding
Source: RefSeq, a predicted model, not a curated record